AUGCUAAUCACCAAUGCCGGGAAGCAACCCGUGACAGACAAGGAGCUGCGAGGCGGCAGUCUGCAAGUCGCGGUCCGCUUUGCAAAGCAAUGGAACCUGGCCGGCGUCGUCUUUGCGGCCGACACGCUACUGCUAUGCCCGCGACUCGUCAAGUACGUGCAGAACUUGGGACUGAUAUGCGCGUCGUAUGGCCUCGAGAACAAUAUUCCCGAGAAUGCCAAGAUGCAGGCAGCAGCUGGCCUUGAUAUGAUCAUGGCUGACAGAGUCGGGUUGGUCGCGAAAAGCUUGGGGCUGCAUCCGUAUGAUAAGGUUGGCCUCUAA
Molecule: messenger RNA, 321 nt
Organism: Pseudogymnoascus destructans
Lineage: Eukaryota; Fungi; Ascomycota; Leotiomycetes; Thelebolales; Thelebolaceae
Exons: 1
Coding region: 1-321 (106 amino acids)
Biological process (GO): glycerophospholipid catabolic process
Molecular function (GO): glycerophosphocholine phosphodiesterase activity
Source: RefSeq, a predicted model, not a curated record